UGGAGCGGCCUGGUCCCCGAGGGGAGGUGGGGAGUUCACUCUCCCACCCAGUCUCCACCUUCUAACUUAUUUUUGGGAAAUACUAGUACUUUUGGUAGCUCGAGGGAAGGUGCCUAUUGGAGAAGAGGCCCGUAUCAUCUGCGAUGAAGCGCUUUUUUUAUUUUCUUGGCAUUGAAAGUAUCGGAAACACGCCUCUGAUUCGAAUAACACACGACGUCUACGGGGAACGGUUGUCAGAAAGGGGGACGGUUGGUCAUGGUACAAAUGGUACAACGGUUGGUACAAAUACUAUCAAAUACUAUCAACAGUGUCUGUUGUGUAGACAAGGAAGUGGAAUAUUGUAAUUUAUUUGACGAAAUUAUUUUAUCUGUAUAUCCCGCUUGCCGAGCGUUCCCGGUCCCUCACCCACCCUUCCCUCAUGUCUCGCUUCAAAACGCUUCCGCGCCGCUGACAAAGUUUUGUUGUGUUUGUCGGCUCAGAUCAUUGUUUUUCUUCAACUGUCCAUUCACACAUUGCUAGGAUAUUUCCUUAAGUGUCUGCUUUCCGAUCACUUGCAUAUUAGUGUGUUUUCGUAGCGUUGUAUGCACUUUAAGCAAUAUCAGGUGUUGCUUAACUCGUACAGGAACGAUUGUGGUUUUUUCAGCGGAUGCAACACGGCGUGAGUCCUGGAACUCGCGAUAUAGGUAGUGUGAUUUUUUUUCGUUCACACUUCGCUUUAUAUAGCCCCUUCAGAGGAACACAAAUGGAAUAACCGAAAAAUUGUUCUUCUGCCAUGUCAGACUAGUGUCGUGAAAGACGAUUUAGCACUUAUUAUUAUGAGUGCGAGGAUUUGACAGAAUUAUUGACCUCGCGUGCGUCUGAAACUUAGCAUAAACAUUUGUCAAGCAGCCUUGCAUAUAUCAAAUGGCAAAAGAUUGACAGCGACGAAGACUAUGGUGGACUCUAAGUUUCUCGUGGUGACAACGCUUUGCUAUGUGGGGAUUUUCGGCGUGAUUUUCAUCGUUUGUUGUUGCGCUUGGACGCGGCACUUGAGGAAAGAGGGUCGAGGUUAUUCUUCGAGACUUCGAAACAAUCCAAACAGAAGACCUCAUCGGCCACAACUGCCGGAGUACCCACAUGUUACACCUUCGACACCGAUUUAUGCACACCGAGGCAACCAGUUCGCAGAAGAGAAUUUCCAAGACGGGAACACUUACUUUCCAGUCGGUCAAAGACCGCAGCAUGUUCAACGAAAUAACUUGUACCCAAUGGCAGGUCAUUACCCAAUGUUUGCAUACCCACGGGGAAACUUACUUCCCACAAGCGUGACAACUAAUGUGGAUGUAACUCUGGAAGUGAACAGUAUGACAUAUGGAGAAACAAGUCAGGGUGGGUUUUCGGGCGAAGAUUUUAGUGACGCCACAAGUUCAAGGUUUGAUGGCGGUGAGAGUGCUUUUACAGAAAAUUUGGAAGAAAAGUGCCACGACCUAACGCCCAGGACUAUUUCGCCUUCUGCCGAGGGACAACAUGACGAAAACGAAGCUGAAAGCGACGACUCUAGUCAAGUCCGUCACCUCAAAGAAGUAACCAUUUAAAGUCUUUAAAAGGAUUGAAAUUGGUGUUGAAGAAUUUUGCUCUGGGGAAUGCAAAAUAAUAUCGAACGAAUGAGAAGAAACGUUAUAUGGUAAAAUAUAGAAAGUCAAGAAAUCGUUGCGUCAAACAAGUUUUUUUGAAAGGGAAAUAACUUUAUUUCUUCCUGAAUGGCCACCCACUGGUUCAAAUUGGAUUAUACAAAUGAGGAAAAAGGUAGCAUUAUUUUACCAAGUGGAUGAUCUCAGUUUAUUUGUCAUCGUUCAUUAGCAUAUCCUGUUCUUUCUUGUUCCUUUGGGUUAGCGUUUUUCCCAGCUGUGCCACGGAAGCUUAUUGCAGCUUUAAAUGUUUGGUUAGCAUAACUUGAAUUGAGAAUUAAAGUCUUAGUUAGUGGUAAGCUGUAAGUUAUUCAAAGUUUAUACUCAGUCAGACACAGACAGACAGUAACAAGCUUCUUGGUUUGAUUGGAUGGUAAGUUUACUAUCUGUGGAGAUUACUAGAUGAAAAUCCACAAUCUAUACAGAUUUAAUAACUCUGAAAUCCAUGGCUGAAAAACAGAACUGAUGGAGGUCAUGCAAACAAAAAAAUUCUUCCUUAUUAAGAAUUUUUUUAUCUUCACAGUUUUUUUUUGAAUGAUCUUUUUCUUUGGUAUCUUUUUGACUUCAAUUCAAUUUAAAAUGAUAAUUUAAUGUAAAGUUGUCAACUGAUAAUGACAUAUAGACACCUGCUGUUAGUAUCAACAGAAUGACAACAGAAAUCACAACAGGCCCACCAGUUGAAUGAAUAACUCAUCACAGACGAAACAACAGAUAAAAAAUCUAUUCUUAUCUUACACACAUUUUUUUUGACAAGUAAUUUUAAAAUUGUGCUAUUUUGGAAGAGAGAUUUGGAGAAUAAGUAAAAAAAAAUCUUUUAUUAUUAUUAGGCAACUUUCUUUUUUCGCAGCAUCAAAUUUUUUAAUUUAAGGAAAUCUCAAAAAAUGUUGAAAUUUUAUGCUUUGGCAAUUUUGUGUUAUAAGGUAUAAGAGCAAAAUAAGAUGAAAAAUUCAUCAUAGAAAAAGAGGCUGUUGUUAAAUUAUACAAAUUAUCAGUUUUACCACUGCCAAAAUAAAAUUUUCCACUAUAAAAUAAAAUUUGAUUGUUAUUAAAUUUAAUAAAACAACUCUUCUUGUUAAAAUUCCAUACAGUUAAUUUGUUUGCACACUUAUUUUAAAACUCAUUAACUCCCAAGACACAAAGUUCUAAAUGGUAAAUACAGGGUAAAUAUAACCCUGAAAUUUUAUUUUUCAGAAUGUUAAAAAAACAAAUACCACAGAAAGUACAAUACUAUUUCGCUAAUUUUGCAAGGUCACACAAAAUAAUAGUUUUUUUUUUGUGAAAAAAUUAGAAACACCUUAUCCAAUAUAUAAACAGUACCAGAUAUAUGUACAUUUGAAUGGUCACAUACCAGAGUUUCCUCCUCUGAUAGAACAAAUACCUAAACUUAAGUGCCAAAGAUAGACUUAAGACUUAACUUUACUCUGAUGUUACAAUAUGUAAUGUUCUUGUCCAAUAUGCUACAUUGAUCUAUUUUUUCAUUAUUUUUUGUUGUAACCCAGAAAUGAAAAUACAAGUUUUGUUCAUAGAAAGAAACUACUAUCAGUAACUGUUAUUGUUAUAGUUUUAUUUGACUAAUGGAAGAUGACUGCAGUAAAGAGAAACACAUAAAAAUGAAAUAAAAUAUUGCUGGCUUUC
Orbicella faveolata is the source of this 3302-nucleotide messenger RNA. RefSeq lists its product as uncharacterized. Lineage: Eukaryota; Metazoa; Cnidaria; Anthozoa; Scleractinia; Merulinidae. The record is from RefSeq and is a predicted model, not a curated record.